AAACAUUUCUUUCGCUUAACUCUUCAUCUCUCACACACAAACACACACACAAACACACAAAGCAAAGAGAGUAGUUAGAAGCUGAUGAUGAGAAGUAAGCAGCUGAGAAAGACCUCCCUCCCUCCCCGCCACCACCGACAGCUCCAUCCCACCAAAUCCAUCUCAAAAUAAUCCAAAUCCCCUCAACAAACGAAAUCCGCCUCCGUUUAUUAAAAAGAAAAGUAAGCCCCAUCGAUCAUGUCACUCUUCUCCCAUCUCCUCUUCUCCUCUCACAUCCCUUCUCCACCAUGCAGCCCUCCCUCCGCCGCAAGUUCUCCUCAGCCGCCGCCGCCGCCUCCUCCUUCUCCAUGAAGCCCGCCGCCGCCGCCGCCCGCCGCAGCGGCAACCUCUCCGCCUUCGUCGUCAUCCUCUCCAUCUUCCUCUUCGGCUGCUUCAUGUACAACGAGGACGUCAAGUCCCUCGCCGAGUUCCCCUUCUCCUCCUCCCGCCCGAGGGCCCUCGACACCCAGACCACCACCGUCUCUGUCGUCAUGAACGCCAGGACGGUGGUGGAGACGGAGGUCGAGGGCGCGGUUUCCGAUGAUGGAGUGAAGGGAGAGACCAAGAUGAUUCAGUUGCCGGUGCAGGAGGAGGAGGAAGACGAGGAGGAUGGGGUGGAGAUCCCGCCGGAGGAGUGUGAUUUGUUUGAUGGGAAUUGGGUUUUUGACAACACUUCGUACCCAAUUUAUAAGGAGGAUCGGUGUGAGUUCUUGACGGCGCAGGUCACUUGCUUGAGGAAUGGAAGGAGAGAUUCUUUGUAUCAGAAUUGGAGAUGGCAGCCUACAGAAUGUUCUUUGCCCAAAUUUAAGGCAAGAUUAUUGCUUGAGAAGAUGAAGAACAAGAGAUUGAUGUUUGUCGGGGACUCGUUGAAUCGGAAUCAAUGGGAAUCGAUGAUUUGCUUGGUUCAAUCGGUAGUCCCACCGGGCAGGAAGAGCUUGAACAAGAAUGGUUCCCUAUCAGUUUUCAGAAUUGAGGAUUACAAUGCCACAGUGGAGUUCUAUUGGGCACCAUUCUUGGUGGAGUCAAAUUCGGAUGAUCCAAACAUGCACAGCAUCUUGAACAGAAUUAUCAUGCCUGGUUCAAUCAAGAAACAUGGCAAGAAUUGGAAGAAUGUGGACUACCUCAUUUUCAACACAUAUAUUUGGUGGAUGAACACUUUUUCCAUGAAAGUUCUACGAGGAUCGUUCGACAAAGGCGCAACAGAGUACGAUGAAGUGGAAAGGCCCGUAGCUUAUGGGAGAGUGAUGAGGACUUGGGCAAAGUGGGUCGACAAAAAUAUUAAUCCCAAUCGCACCAAAGUCUUUUUCAUGAGCAUGUCUCCUCUUCACAUCAAGAGCUUGGAUUGGAACAAUCCAGACGGCAUCAAAUGUGCUAAGGAAACAAGUCCAAUUCUAAACACGACGAUGCCACUGAAUGUGGGGACAGACCGCAGAUUGCUAAGGAUAGCAGCGAACGUGACAAAGUCAAUGAAAGUGGGAGUUAAUUUUGUAAACAUAACGAAAUUGUCAGAGUAUAGGAAAGAUGCACAUACUUCGGUCUACACGAUACGACAAGGGAAGAUGCUGACAGAAGAGCAGCAGGCCGACCCGGCCACCUAUGCCGAUUGCAUCCAUUGGUGCCUACCGGGGCUGCCCGAUACAUGGAAUGAGUUCAUUUAUGCUCGUAUCAUAGCCUCCUCUUGAUCUAACACAAUACUCAUCACCUAAGGUGUUACAACAGAUUUUGUUCCCCUACUUUUUUUUUCUUUUUAUUAUUGGGUUUUUUAUAUAUCGAUCAUCUAUUUUUUUUUCUUCAUGCUAAUGCGAUAGAUCAUGGGCCUUUUUGCCACCUAUUUUUAGCUUAUUCAUUUUGCUUCGCCCACACUCAAUUGUAAAAGAAGUCAUAUUAAAAAAUAAUAUAAACUGAAAGCGAAUAACUA
Salvia splendens (bonfire salvia) is the source of this 1957-nucleotide messenger RNA. Its product is annotated as protein ESKIMO 1. Gene Ontology annotation, molecular function: O-acetyltransferase activity. Gene Ontology annotation, cellular component: Golgi apparatus. The transcript is spliced from 5 exons. The coding region runs from base 288 to 1721 and encodes 477 amino acids. The record is from RefSeq and is a predicted model, not a curated record. Lineage: Eukaryota; Viridiplantae; Streptophyta; Magnoliopsida; Lamiales; Lamiaceae.